Punica granatum (pomegranate) is the source of this 1695-nucleotide messenger RNA. NCBI's taxonomy places the organism in Eukaryota, Viridiplantae, Streptophyta, Magnoliopsida, Myrtales, Lythraceae. The record is from RefSeq and is a predicted model, not a curated record.
CCGAUCCUCGCCGGCGCCGUUCACGCGCGCGGUUUACUCGCGGCCGGCUCAGAAGAACCUCCGAAGAGGAGAGAACUCGGCACUGCGUCCACUCACAGAAGAUGCUUCGGCUCAAUCUCAGGGCCAUGCUAAUACUGCCCUUCAGAACCGUCCCUACAAGGCUGAAACCCAUUUGCUAUUCUUCUUCUUCCUCGUCCCUAUAUUCUUCUUCUCCUACUCCUUCCCCCCUCUGCAUAAACUACACGCCGUGGUCCGGUCUUGAGUCCUGGCGGCAGAGCCCGCUGAACGAGAACCGGUCAUGGGGGCCCAAUGGACCGGAGCCUCUCCAGCGACCCACGCCUCCGCCGGUUUACCCAAAUCGUUCAGCAGUCGGUGCGGCCUCGUCUCUGGCGGAGAUGGGCGCUCUGGUUCUCUCCACCGGUGACCCCAUCGCGAAAGCGGAGCUGUCGCAUUUGGCGUUCUCACGGUGGCGCAAUGAGAAGCUACCUAUGGGAGUUUUCCCAGCUCCUGGUCGACCAGCGAGGCCACCGAAGCCAGAAUUGGUUUCGCCGAAGGAAAUACCGUCACCCAGGGACUCGACCUUGCCUCUCAACGCUUAUAUGCUCCAUAACCUUGCUCAUGUUGAGCUAAAUGCGAUUGAUUUGGCGUGGGACACUGUCGUACGGUUCUCACCCUUUGCCGAGCUUCUUGGCGAGGGGUUCUUUGCUGACUUUGCUCAUGUUGCGGAUGAUGAGAGUCGCCAUUUUGGUUGGUGCUCACAGCGGCUGUUGGAGCUCGGGUUCAGGUAUGGAGAUAUGCCCGCUCACAAUUUGCUGUGGAGGGAGUGUGAGAAAUCAUCUGAUAAUGUCGCUGCUCGUUUGGCAGCGAUCCCUCUGGUCCAGGAGGCCAGAGGGCUGGAUGCAGGACCCCGGUUAGUUCAGAAGUUGGUUGGAUUUGGUGAUCUAAAGACGUCAAAAAUUGUGGGUAGGAUUGCGGAUGAGGAAGUUGCACAUGUAGCCGUUGGCGUUGACUGGUUCAUCUCUGUUUGCCUGAAAUUGGGACAUGCUCCUUCCUCCACUUUCAAAGAUUUGUUGAAGGAGUACAAUGUCGAGUUGAAAGGGCCCUUCAAUUAUCCUGCUCGGGACAAAGCCGGAAUUCCACGCGACUGGUAUGAAAAAUCAAGUAUCGAUAAGCAGGAGAAGGAGCAGCUCUCUGUGGUGCAUGAUAGGUUGGCCUCCAUUAUAGCUAUGGAGAGCGAGAACUCGAGCUUAAGUGAUAAUUGACAUCAUCAGCUAAUAAGCGCAGGACUGUUCUAUAUUAUCCCAACCUUCCCAAUAAGGGCCAAGUUAUGGGACAAGAAUGAACAGUGAAAGGAUCGGAGAGUUUCUAUCCAUCACGCCGAAGCUUGAUGAGAGAAAAUAUAUGGCUGAAAUAUGCGCGAGACAUCCUGGGAAAACCCAUGAUGUGAAUAUACUCUUAUCAUUACCGGGCAGAGAGACGCUCUGCAGCGAUGCCAGCUUAAGAGUUUCUGAAGCGAGACGCAUCAUGAAUAUAUGAUCUUGUGUGUUCAAGAAGUUGGUACUGCUCAGUGUAAAUUGCAUCGCGAUAUUGUUUCCGAAAUAUGGAACGAUAUUAACAAGUUCCACCGCAUAUUAUGCUGCUAUUUUCGAGCGCGACGUGGGAAGAAAAUUUGAACCAGGAGAUUCUUUCGUACGA